Bradysia coprophila is the source of this 2221-nucleotide messenger RNA. RefSeq names its product lysosomal cystine transporter cystinosin (gene Ctns). Lineage: Eukaryota; Metazoa; Arthropoda; Insecta; Diptera; Sciaridae. The record is from RefSeq and is a predicted model, not a curated record. Gene Ontology annotation, biological process: L-cystine transport. Gene Ontology annotation, cellular component: lysosomal membrane. Gene Ontology annotation, molecular function: L-cystine transmembrane transporter activity.
AGCUGUCGUGACAUCGGAAAUUGACAUAUCAUUGUUUACUCCGCAUCAAGUGAAAGUGACCAUUGUGUGGUGUGUCUUUUAAGAAAAUUCAAUUAGUUAAAUGUUUCUGAACAAAAUAGUGUCAUCGAUAGGUAAAAGGAGCAAAAGGUCCGAAGUACAUGCAGUGAUAAUAGUGAACAGUAGCUUGCAUCAAACAGUGUAAAGUUCUGCGGAAAUAAAAAAUUUGUGAGUGCGUCUUAUCAAUCAGAGAAAGAACAAUUCGUAAACACAAAAAAGAUAACAGGAGACGCGAUUUUAUAUUAAAUGAAAAGUGCUGCAAAAAUUGAGAGUGAGUUACAGUGAGUGUGUUGAAAACAUAAUGCCAGAAUUGGGCUGUCUGAUCAGCACCUUAACAUACUUAAUAAAUAAUUAAAUAACUGGAAUCAGAAUGGCUAAGCAGACAGCAUUACGUAUUUGUUCUACAAUAUUAGUAUUAUUAGUUUUAAGUGCAAAUGGCCAAAACGAUGUUCCACAAUUGUCGAUAGGUCCGAAAGACAUUACAGUAUUAAUUGACGAGACGCAAUUCGCCUACCUGAAUGUUGACAAUGGAACCAUAACCCAAAACUAUACAAUAACAUUUACAAGAGAACAUCCGGAUUUGGUUGACAUAUCUCCAACAUCCGUUGAAAUUUAUCCCGAUGGACCAAGAGAUUUUAUUAUAUGCAUCGUCGGGAAAAGUCCUGGACAUUUGGAGAUUACAUCGAAUUCUACCUCAAAUGCGAUAAAUACAAAUCAAUUAUUUGUGCGUGUUACAGUCGCCAAUUCACGUCCAUUAAUUGUCCUAUCCGAAGUCGUGGGAUGGGUUUAUUUUGUCGCUUGGUCGGUGUCAUUCUAUCCUCAAAUUUACAUUAAUUUUAAGCGAAAGAGUGUCGUUGGAUUGAAUUUCGAUUUCCUGGCAUUGAAUAUUGUCGGAUUUUUGAUGUACUUUUUGUUCAAUGCUGGCCUAUUUUGGAACAAAUACAUUCAGGCCGAAUACUUCAUCCGUUUCCCUCAAGGAUUGAAUCCUGUCUUGAUAAACGAUGUUGUGUUUGCUUUGCACGCUAUGGUAGCUACACUCGUGACCAUAGUUCAGUGCUAUUUUUACGAAAGAGCUCAACAAAGGGUAUCCAACAUUGCCCGGAUAAUACUUGGUGUAUUUGGAAUUUGUGUCAUUGUGUUCGCCAUACUCGGUGGUACAGCUGUUAUUCAUUGGCUGGACUUCCUCUACUACUGUAGUUACAUUAAGUUAACUAUCACCUUAAUCAAAUAUAUUCCUCAGGCUGUGAUGAAUUAUCGAAGAAAAAGUACAGUGGGUUGGAGUAUUGGAAAUAUUUUACUCGAUUUCACCGGUGGAAUACUCAGUAUGCUUCAAAUGUUACUCAACGGAUAUAAUUAUGAUGAUUGGAGUUCAAUUUUCGGUGAUCCGACUAAAUUCGGUCUGGGUCUAUUUUCGGUGCUAUUUGAUAUCCUAUUUAUGGUGCAACAUUACGGUCUUUAUAGAGAUGCCGAGUACAUGGAAAUAGAAGGAAACGAUAAUCCUCAGGUGGUGGCUGAUGAACAUCCAACAAGAACAGAGAGUUCAACAUCAGUUUAUAAUUAAAAAUUAUUUAGCAUAUCGACGACUCUUAUUUAAUAUUUACAUUAGAAAUACUUGCGACGUAGCAUGGGGGCAUUGUACAAUGUACAUAUAAUAUUUUUGUAGACUUCUUUUUAUAGACAGCGCAACCAUGCGACCUGUCGAGUAUGACUAGGAUUAUUUUUUUUCUGUAUAUAUACAAAAGCACUGUACGCGAAAAUAUUUAUAUUCGAAAUGUAAUUAGAUUUAUUGAAUGUUUAUGAAAAGGUGUAACGUAAAAUUAAUCUCAUUCGUUUAAAGGAUUGAUGUAACGGGAAAGCAUUAGAUUGUCUUUUGUUUAUAUUUUGUUUACAGCUAAAUGUCAAGCAGAUUUGUGUUUGAGGUUGCUUCAGCUGUUCUACCAGCUGAUCCACUCAUACAAAUGUACUGCACGUAUGACCUUAUACGGGGUUCAUAGUGUUGCAAAAUCAUAUGAGCAAUGUGAUUGUAUGAGCGGACCAGCUGGUAAAACAGAUGAAGCAAACGUAAACACAAAUUGGGUUGAUAUUAACUGAAGUAGUUAUGAAGUAGUUAUUUCUCAAGCAAAUGUGACAAUUUAUUUUUUAAUUUUAUUGUUGGGACUCAAUU